Molecule: messenger RNA, 346 nt
Organism: Ambispora gerdemannii
Lineage: Eukaryota; Fungi; Glomeromycota; Glomeromycetes; Archaeosporales; Ambisporaceae
Source: the annotation of a GenBank genome assembly
AUGUCUGAUAAUAUUCCUCUUCCGUCAGUCGAGGUGGUUGAUCAGAAAUGGAAGAAAGCUGACGUUAUUAAUUUUUUACAAGAAAAUCAAGACAAGUUGGACCUUGAAGACGACGAUAUCGAUAUUAUCAAAAAAAAUAGAGUCUCCGGCCCAGCCUUCCUUGAGUUAACACUAGAAAAGCUUCUAGCUUCUCCUUAUAAACUUCCCGGUGGACCAGCAGAAGUUAUAGCAAAUUUAGUCAAUAAAAUCAAGGGCGAAGAGCAAGCUACGACUGCAUCAAAUCAGGAGGUGCAAGAAUUGAAAGAAAAGCUAGCAAUAUUACAGGCGUCUAAGGUUAAAGAGGAAG